AUGUCGGCGUCGUUGCCUGGGAGCCGCGAGCUGCCGCAGUCGCAGUAUGAUCUGAAGACGUACAUGGGCCGAGUGAGGCAUUCGGUCGGCAUGACGGAUCCCAGCACACUCUUUGCUGGCUCCUCUGGCUUGGAAAAGGCGAAGCGAUUGGUGACGGAUUACAAGACUGGCAAGAUCGAAAACAUGUCGCCGGAGCUGUGGCACGCCAAAAAGGUCGUCGACUCGACUCUUCACCCCGAUACCGGCGAGCCCGUCCUUCUGCCCUUCCGAAUGUCGUCCUUUGUCUUGUCCAACCUCGUCGUCACUGCGGGCAUGCUGCAGCCUGGGCUCUCGACCUUGGGCACCGUCGGCUGGCAAGUCGCUAACCAGAGUCUCAACGUCGCCAUUAACACCGCCAAUGCCAACAAGUCCUCGCCAAUGACCACGGCAGACAUGGCCAAGUCGUAUGCCGUUGCGGUCAGCGCGUCUUGCUCUGUGGCCCUGGGUCUGAAUGCCGUCGUGCCGCGACUCAAGGUGUCGCCGGGUGCGCGCAACAUCUUGAAGAGACUGGUGCCCUUUGCUGCGGUCGCGUCAGCUGGUGCCUUGAAUGCGUACCUUAUGCGCCGCGGAGAGAUCGUCACUGGCAUCGACGUGAAGCCGGUGCUCUCCGACGCCGAGAAGAAGAAGCUGCAGGAGGAAAGCAAGUCAGAGCGCGAUGUCCCAUCGCUGGGCAGGAGUCAGAAGGCCGCGAAGCUGGCUGUGUACGAGACGGCUGCCAGUCGUGUCUUCAACAACAGCCCCAUCAUGAUUCUGCCAGCCAUGGGUCUCUACUACAUUGAGUCCAAGGCAAACUGGUACAAGAACAUUCUGGAGAAGGAAUUCUUCAAGGCACGACCUAGGGCCAGGGCUGCGCUCCCAAUAGGCCUCAAUCUGGGUCUGAUUGCUGCGACUUCGUUCUGCGCGUUGCCAUUGGCCCUGGCUGUCUUCCCUCAGCAGCAGGAAAUCAGCGCAGACAAGCUGGAGCCCGAAUUCCACGGCAAAGGCGGCGUAGACGGCAAGGUCAUCUUCAAUCGCGGUUUGUAG
This is a messenger RNA of Emericellopsis cladophorae, 1062 nucleotides long. Its product is annotated as mitochondrial transport protein-like protein. The transcript has 3 exons. Gene Ontology annotation, molecular function: monoatomic ion transmembrane transporter activity. Gene Ontology annotation, biological process: mitochondrial transmembrane transport; monoatomic ion transport. The coding region runs from base 1 to 1062 and encodes 353 amino acids. Gene Ontology annotation, cellular component: mitochondrial inner membrane. The record is from RefSeq and is a predicted model, not a curated record. Lineage: Eukaryota; Fungi; Ascomycota; Sordariomycetes; Hypocreales; Bionectriaceae.